AUGAAUGAAGAGGUUACAAUAAAUAAAAUCUGUAUCAAUGAAUUUGAUAUAUAUGCAGCUUUUGAAGAUGAAGGAUAUAUAACAAGCAUAGAUAUAUUAAAUAAUAUCAUUGCUACAACCAAUACAAAAAAUAUUAUUAAAAUAUAUGAUUUGAAUGAAAAAAAAGAAAAACUAACUUAUAGUAUUGAGGAUAUAGUUAUUAACGAUAUUAAAUUAUUAAAAACAUUCAAAGAAAAAAAUGAUUAUAUGGUUGAUUACAAUGUAGAAGAAUGCUUAUUCACGGUUUAUGAAAAUAAUAAAAAAUGUAAAAUAUAUCAUUUUAAUAUGAUAAAUAAAAAAAUAAUACAUAACUUUGAAUUUUCAAAUGAAAUUGUUGAUAAUAGCUUUGUUGUGCAUCCAAAUACUCAUAUAUUUAUUGUUGCAUUAAGAAGUAAAGAAUUGUUAAUUUAUCAUAUAAAAGAUAAAACAACAAUUUAUAAAACAAAUAUUCAAAAUGAAAACUGCAUAGUUAGCUAUAACAAAACAGGAAUAAUAUAUGCUUAUACAUUUAAUAUAAAUACAAUAUAUUUAUGUAGUUGUUUUGGAGAUGAUUAUAAUGAUGAAUAUUUUGCUAAUUUUGAUAUUUCAAAAAUAACAAAUAAUGGCAAUUUCUGUACACACAUCGACUUUUCUUUUGAUGAAAAAAAAAUGCUUAUAGCAACUAAAUACAACUAUAUAUAUACAUUAGAUGCUUACACAGGAGAUAUAUUAUAUUCGUAUAAUUUCAUUUACGAAAAUAAUUCAUCUCAUUUAUCUUUCUUUUUAUCGUAUCCAAUUUAUUCAUUCGACUCAAAUUUUAUAUUAUCAGGUGGAAAAGACGGUUAUAUACAUGUAUGGAAUAUAAAAGGAAAUUACGUGUGCAAAAAAAAAAUUGGAAACAAUAUUUUGUUUAUUAAAUGGAUUUAUAAUAGAGUUGCUUUUAUAACAACAAGUAACUUUCUUUUGAUCUGGAAACCACCCAAAAAAGACGAAGAAAAAUGA
Plasmodium relictum is the source of this 1020-nucleotide messenger RNA. RefSeq names its product conserved Plasmodium protein, unknown function. Gene Ontology annotation, cellular component: Set1C/COMPASS complex. The transcript has 4 exons. NCBI's taxonomy places the organism in Eukaryota, Apicomplexa, Aconoidasida, Haemosporida, Plasmodiidae. Gene Ontology annotation, molecular function: protein binding; chromatin binding. Bases 1 to 1020 code for a protein of 339 amino acids. The record is from RefSeq and is a predicted model, not a curated record.